Messenger RNA from Halichondria panicea, 1699 nucleotides. RefSeq lists its product as uncharacterized. The record is from RefSeq and is a predicted model, not a curated record. Bases 64 to 1527 code for a protein of 487 amino acids. Lineage: Eukaryota; Metazoa; Porifera; Demospongiae; Suberitida; Halichondriidae. The transcript is spliced from 3 exons.
UAUAAGAUUGGGGGUGGGGCUCAUUCACUAAAAGCUUAUUGUUCACUUUAACUGUCAAGCAUCAUGUCUGACUCAGCUGAGUACAAAGCAUUCAAGGAUUGUCACAGCAGUCUUCUUACUUGUAUUAAGCAGUCUCCUAAAGAUGUCAGCGAUCGAUUAAAGAUUCUAGCACCAGCCAAUCAAGAUUAUCUUAGGAAUGACUCUCAUGAUGAUGGUGACAAAGCCCGGCGAAUAAUGGAAUCUGUGAAACUCCAGAUAGAAAACGAUCCAUUUAUUUUCCAUUCAUUCGUUAGUGCUCUUGAAAGAGCUGGUAGUUUUACGAAAACUGCAGUGCAAAAACUCAAUGAUGCACUGCUAAUACAGAGACAAAAUCAACAGUGUGAUCAAACUCCAAAAAUCAAAGAGAGUGAUAACGGAGGUCAAGCAGGUGAAGCGUUACAACCAAGAUCCGUCAGUGUAAGCUCAUCUGGAUUUGAAUCACCCACGGCUUCUGACUUUAAUACAGAUUGGAAAUUCUUUAGCUUCCAAUGCGACUGUGGAAAGUGUACCAUCUUGGGUCAUGUCACUGGCAGAGAUAAGUGUUUAAGCUCCAAGCCACCUCAAAUUAAAAGAUGCACUCGUGAUACUCCUUGUAGUGAAAACAGAAUGUCAAAGAAGGAAAUCUCUUAUAGUAUGUUCAUGGCGGCCCUACGUGAAGAAAGACAAAACAUUCAUACCAAGUUUUGUAGCUUACUCAAAAACACGAUUACGAAUCUGGAAGCAAAAUAUAAUGUUAUUAAAGUAAAACAGUUCGUCCAGAUGCUUUUAACACCACGAGAAUCGCAUUUCAACCCAAUUUUUCAUAAACCUUCUGAACAAAUUCUGUUCCAUGAUAUUACCAGCUUUAGCGAAUUGUCUUUCUUCUUACAGAAUAAUUUCUGCUCUUGGUUCAAUUAUUCACUCAUUUCCGCAAUAAGAGAAGAAUUUCUUUUCCCAUGUAAGGAUGAUGAUCAAGCAUUACUGAGAUACGAGCAUUUGUUUCAGCAAUAUGUUAAUCGACAAUGUUUUCUAUUUGUUGAUGACUUUGGCCCUCAACCGUCUCACAUUGAAUCAACGGAGAUAACAUGUAAGAUCGAUGUUGACUUUAAAACAAUCACUCACGAUCAAAUUCAACGCUUGAAGUUAGUUUUUAUGAAAUGCUGGGAAGAAAUAAUACCACAUCAAUUUUUAAAUUUAAAGAAUGUUCAAGAAGGCUGUACAGAGCUGGUAUUUCGAGUUCCAGCAUGUUUUAAGCAUAUUUACUGCCACUUGAGUCCUAAAAAUAUGCAGUAUUUGAAAGAAAAAAGAUUCAUUGAGGUCAAAAUUGGUCAAAAAGUAAUAUUGAAGGCAGAAGGUAAUUCAACAAAGAAGCUGCUAAAAUCAUUUGGCCAAGAUGGUGAUGACCCGACUUCUGCCUUAGCCUUACUGAUAGGGCUUGAUCCGACAGUUGAUGUCAGUUCAAUCAGGGACAGUGAUGGAAUAACCCUCCUCCAUCUUGCCUCACUGUAAAAACAAACGUGUUAUUUUAACCCGUGGUAGCGUGUCGUUCGAAUGUCUCCUAAAAUAGCACACUAUACACACGUGUUACUUGAUAUCAAUGUUAAAACAGCACCCGUGUCAUUGAUUUUUGUGUUAAACCAGCACGUAUGUAGCAUGCAAUAAAUUAUUAACAGUGACGUUG